Stegodyphus dumicola is the source of this 607-nucleotide messenger RNA. RefSeq lists its product as uncharacterized. The record is from RefSeq and is a predicted model, not a curated record. Lineage: Eukaryota; Metazoa; Arthropoda; Arachnida; Araneae; Eresidae.
AUGUUCCCCCUGUGUCGGACUUGCGCCUUUCUACAGUGUCAGUCUUCCUGUACCCACACAGACGACGAAAGAACUCUUGUCGGAACGUGGGUAUCGGAAGAAGUCAAGCUGGCGAUAAAGAAAGGUUACCGCGUCACAGAUAUUUACGAAGUGUAUCAUUUCAAAGAAUCGUCUAUUUCCCUGUUUCGUUCCUACUUUAAUCUCUUUCUGAAGAUCACACAGGAAAGUAGCGGAUGGCCUUCGGAGUGUGUGACGUCUGAAGACAAAUUAAGGUAUAUUCGCCAGUAUGAAGAAAGAGAGGGCGUCAAGUUGGACGAAAGAAAGAUUUCCAGGAACCCUGGACGUCGACAAGUUGCCAAGUUGGCCCUAAAACGUUUCUGGGGCAGAUGGGGUAUGAGCAUAAACAAAGGACAACUUACCUAUGUGCAUACGGUGCCAGACUAUAAUAAGAAUUUAAAUGAAUAUUUCUCAUUCCUUGCCUUGGUGAAAAAGAUUUUGCGUUAUAAAAACGACUGAAAGGUUUCGGUGAUGACUUCCUUUUGUAAAAAGUUUGCUUAAGCGAGUAUCACUUGCUAAUUCAGACAUUAAAUCGUCUAUGAUAAUUAAA